Molecule: messenger RNA, 1788 nt
Organism: Anisakis simplex (herring worm)
Lineage: Eukaryota; Metazoa; Nematoda; Chromadorea; Rhabditida; Anisakidae
Source: the annotation of a GenBank genome assembly
AUGCAAAUGGAAAUGGAAUGGAGUCGUCGACUGAAGGACGUAUUCAUAUCGGUGUGUCGAAUAAUACUAACGCAGUUCUCGUUACCCGAUCUAGCACGUCGUAUAACGCGUGUUAUCGUUGACUGUCGACUUGAGUAUCGUUUCAAUGUGGAUGCGAUCGAUUUAAUGGUGAAGCAUGCGUUGAUACAAAUGAACCUUUACGAUCAACAUCUUGCACUGCUCAUUGAUGGCGGAAACAACUUUGAGGUUCGUUUGUUUCUUCUUCUUGUCGUUUCAUUGUGCGUCACUAAACGAUUAUCACACGUUCAGGCAACAUUAUUCGCUCAGCGUUUGGUGAAACUGAGUAUCAGUGGUGGCAGUGGAGCACGUCAACAGGUUCUCGAAGGUCUUCCGAUGACGCUUGAACAACUUUCAAAAAUUCAGCAAUAUGGUCAGAAUCGACCUACUCCAACGAUGGAAAGAUGUUCCAGUUUCCCGUCGGCCAUGUCGAAUGCAGUUCCGCACUCGGAAAGUCCAGUCGGCGGUCUGCCUCGAACUGGUAGUGUAAUAGCACCACCACAAAGUAGUCUAGCUGAUCGAACACACGCCGGAAAUUUCGGUGCGCUUGGAUCGAGUGGCCUCCAUCCGGGUGCUGCGAAUGCGGGUGUGGGUGGUGGUCGUGGAGAAGAGAGUCAAGUGGACACACAGAUCCCAGAAUUGCAGAGUAAAGUUGAGAUGAUUCUGAGGGAAUGGAUCCAACUCUGCUACACUCCGAUGGCACAGAAAGAACCGCAGCAAGCACUUGCCACCAUCGUUCAUGUCAUGCACGACCAAGGUGUGUUACAAACGGACGAAAUGAUAACGAGAUUCUUCCGACUAUGCACCGAGAUGUGUGUGGAUGUGUCGUAUCGUCUUCUCAAAAACGAAUCGCACGUUCACCAAGCUACUGUCGUUAGGCAGCGUUGUUACUAUACGUUGGAUGCUUUUGUUAAACUGACUUGUAUUUGGUCAGAUUGUAAUAGAGCAUCAAGUCGGGGUAAAAUCGGACUCGGAGGUCCUGAGGUCGAUAGUUUAGUGGAGAUGACGCAAGAACCGAAAAUGCACGUUAAUAUGGCCACGAUUAUUCCUGUUGAUUUGCGCGCACGUCUUGAUGACUAUCUUGCUACGCGUUCAUCUGUUGACUUUCACGCCAGUUUACCAGCGAUGUUACAGGUAAGUAACAUACCUGGUGCGAAGUACAAUACGACGGUGAUGAACGCAGUUGUUCUGUACGUUGGUAUGCGUGCAAUACAAGCAAUCCAAGAGAAGCAGCAGUGCAUUACAAUGAGCACAAUAGCGCACACCGCUUAUAUGGAUAUAUUUCAAAAUCUUGCUGUCAGCCUUUGCACUGAAGGUCGAUAUCUUUUAUUCAACGCGAUUGCCAAUCAGCUUCGAUAUCCCAACAGCCAUACACAUUAUUUCAGUUGCACACUUUUGUAUUUAUUCUUAGAGGCGAACACCGAAGUAAUACAGGAACAAAUUACUCGCAUAUUAUUCGAACGAUUAGUUGCUCUUCGUCCCCAUCCAUGGGGUCUGUUGAUCACUUUCAUCGAACUCAUCAAGAAUCCAAGUUAUGGCUUCUGGAAACACGAAUUUGUGCGUUGUGCUCCUGAAAUUGAACGGUUAUUCCAAAGUGUCGCAAAUUCUUGCAUCGGCUCGAAUAAUGCUCGAAAUGCGAAUAUAACAGCCGCGCAACGUCCAUCAGCACAAUCCGGCGGCGUUGGAUCAGCUCGUAGCAGUCCCGCGCCAUCAUCAGUUGGCAACAUCUAA